Messenger RNA from Schistocerca gregaria, 1247 nucleotides. RefSeq lists its product as uncharacterized. Lineage: Eukaryota; Metazoa; Arthropoda; Insecta; Orthoptera; Acrididae. The record is from RefSeq and is a predicted model, not a curated record. The transcript is spliced from 3 exons. Bases 56 to 568 code for a protein of 170 amino acids.
CGUGCAGGAUAGAGCGGGCGCUGACCGUCGGCUGUGGCAGCGUUACGUACUGCUGAUGGCGCGUGCGGCUCUGCUGUGUCUGCUGCUGGUUGCAGCUUCGCUGCCUUCCUCACAAGGACUCAUCUGUUACUCGUGCGUGUACUCCGCGGGAGACAAAAGCAAGGCGUGUGUGGACAACCCAGACAUGGUCACGUCGGGCAGUCCCAAGGUCACCUGCAAGACCGAGCAGAAGUACUGCACCAUCCAGCGGCAGGAGAUCCGCUCCACCGGUGAAGUGAACUCGUUCUUCCGCGGCUGCGCGGAGGAGCCCAGCUUGAAGGACACGGUAGUAGAGGACGACUCGUUCAAGACGUACUUCCGCUCCUGCCAAACCAACCUGUGCAACGACGGGGACGGCGUCAGCUCACUCGGCGGCGGCGGCGCUAUUCGCGACCCGGGUGCGCAGGGCUCGCUCAUCGUGCUCGGCAUAGGCAGCGGCGCAUGCGCAGUUGCGCCGGCCUACGGUCGCUGGGUGGCGUUGGCGGCGGCGGUAAUGGCGGCGGUCGCCGGCCGGGCACUCGCCGCCUAGCCAGAUGGGCCGCAAGUAGGUCUUGCCGCCUAACGCGUGCAGCUGCAGCAGCGCCACGAAGCGAGCACUGGCGGCGGCUGCGGCUGGAAACCACCUCGCCGACUAGCGAGAGUAGGGACAUGCCGAGUUGCCAGAUCAUGGACGCUGAGUUCGAUUUCAUCGUCGAUAUUGAAACAUCGAUAGCUAAUAAUAACCUCUGUGUUUUUAAUAUGAAUGUAAAAUGACGAACAUACAGAACAGCGUAAAGAGCAACAUGACAAUACGUGUAAUAUUAUAUUCAUUAAUCUACAAAUACAGCAAAAAUUAACGUUAAAUAUCCCACAAGUUAUUGUCUACAGACAGUACUGCUUUUUUGUUACCUGUUUGUUAUACCAGUGAUGAUCGAGGUGCAAACUGAUUCUCAUUGCUGAUUCUACAUUUAACUUACCACAGAAUUCCCCCCCUUUAUUGUAGUGAACUUCGCAAAAAAGAAAGUGCUAUGAAAUUGAAAGAUAAUAAAGUAUUAAGAACCGCUGACAUUGUUCAGCUGCAAAUACGACUUUUGUACACUAGUGUAUCACUUUGUAAUCAUCUUUAAUGUUGACAUAAACUGUGUAAAAAUAAAAGAGUUUCAAAGUAACAAAUAGAAAAAGUAAAGUUAUUCGAGAACUAAUAAAAAGAAACAUCUGCAGAGCCUUAA